This is a messenger RNA of Penicillium digitatum Pd1, 234 nucleotides long. The record is from RefSeq and is a predicted model, not a curated record. NCBI's taxonomy places the organism in Eukaryota, Fungi, Ascomycota, Eurotiomycetes, Eurotiales, Aspergillaceae.
AUGGGCAGCUUAUACACUUGGGAAGAAAGUGUCUCUCAGAAAUGGCUCAUCAGAGACCAACUCCUCGCACCGUAUUUGGUCGAUGUAGCUCAACCUCUACCGCCAGUACAGAGUCCCAAGGAGCAUGCUCGACUAGAAGAUCCCUUGAUUCAAAAGAUCACAGAUAUCGACAAUAUUGCGGCUCUGCUGGAAUCAAUUAAGAAAGGGAGUUCCAUGCAGAACAGGGGAUCAUGA